AUGGCGUGUUUAGGUCGCCGAAGUGUCGCGGCAGACGCCGAAGACGCGCCGCGUGUGGAGCCCCGGCACGACGCGCCCCCGCCGCCAGGCUGGCCAGAGGACGUGGCCUUCCUCACCCGUCCGCGCCUCGGACCAGCCUUUCCCCCCGCGCUAAUCCCGCUGCUCCUCCCCCAGCCGACGGCGCAGUCCCCUACUUCGUCCCCACUGUCGCUGUCUUCGUCCCUCUCGUCCUCGGCGUCUUCCUCGACCCUUUUAUCGGCAUCUUCGACUCGCUUCGCGCCCCGCGCGACGCCACACCCCGCCAUUGUCGCCAUUAAGCGCGUCACGACACCGUCGCACCCGGCGUACGGGCAGCGCUGUCUCGUCGCGCGCCGCCGGAUAGCGCAGGGCGAGAUGGUCAUCCCCUACUUGGGGAUCAUUCACGCCGACGUCGUAAGCGAAGGUGAGGAGGAGAAGAGCAAUAAAGACCCAGCGCACGCCGAAUCAGACUACGACCUCUCCCUCCUCCGCCUGUCCGCGUCCGACAUCCGCAACCCCCUCCCUGGGCACGUCUCCAUCGGCGUGGAUGCGGCACAAGCCGGCAACGCGGCGCGCUUCGUCAACGACUAUCGCGGUGUCGCAAGCAAGCCAAACGCCGAGUUUCGCGUAGGCCGCGGCGAAGCUGGUGAGCUGCGCAUGGAGGUGUGGGCUCUGAAAGGCGGCAUAGCCAAAGGCGACGAGGUGCUCGUCAGCUACGGCAAGGGCUGGUGGGGCGCGCGCCGGCAGUGA
This is a messenger RNA of Vanrija pseudolonga, 768 nucleotides long. RefSeq lists its product as uncharacterized. The record is from RefSeq and is a predicted model, not a curated record. Bases 1 to 768 code for a protein of 255 amino acids. NCBI's taxonomy places the organism in Eukaryota, Fungi, Basidiomycota, Tremellomycetes, Trichosporonales, Trichosporonaceae. Gene Ontology annotation, molecular function: protein binding. The transcript has 2 exons.